UCGCUGAAAAUGAGUUACAGCCAUGUGUUGUUGCUUUAGUUGAUGGCCAUGGAUAUUGUGUCGCAGAAAUAUUUCCAAAUCUCACAUGUUUACGAAUAACAGAUGCACCACGGUUUAUUUACAACAGGAAGUAGUUUAGAGACCGUGUUGGGUGGUUCAAUUCCACGGAUCCCGCCUUCUCUUCAAGCCAAGGAGCGUAUUGACUUUCGAGGACGUCUCGUCACUUCGGAUUUGCUUCGGGUAACUUUCGACAGAUUUCAAUGUGGAUUGUGGACCUUCUCUGAAGAACAAAAUGCAUGACUAACCAUCAUCAGACUGACUGAGACGUCAAGGUCUCAGAGGGACCAUGAUGAUACUCAGUAAAAGGAGAAGUGGAGGAGGAGGAGGGAGAUGCGAGAUAUAAUCUGGGCUCACACCUUCACUGUGAGGACACUUACUUACGCACGUGUGGAGAAACUGAGCGUAUCUGACAGGAACUGUUUGCUCUGCUGCCACGUGUGGUUUUGGAUUGGAAAUUCUAGAUGGCUGACAGCCUGCCCUCAGGUCUCGUGGAGGCCUGCAUAGUGGUCGGAGCUGCAGGAGACAAACUGAAGCAGCUUCUCCAGGCCCUCCCUCAGACGCGGGGCCGAGAGCUCCCCAUUCUCGAACCCGAGGUCCUCCACGUGCACGCCCCGCCCUUUGUCUCCAAGGAGAGCAAUGCCAACAGCAGCAAUGGCCCCUCCCACAGCCCUAGCCACGCCCCCGCCUUCAGCCGCAUCCAGAAGAGGCGCUCCUUCAUCAAGAAGAAGCGAGACAGACCCGCCUCCGCACCCGCCGCCACACCCGACUCGCCCAAGGGGAACGGGAACGGGGCCCCCUCUGCCCCGGGCACCCUGCCGCCUGGCACUGCCCCGUCUGCAGCCGCGGCCGCUGGCUCCACAGAGGACAUCAGUGUCCCCAAGGACAUCGACCUGGUGGCCCUGCCCCAGCUCUGCUUCCCAGGUGGUCUUCAAAUUUCGGAAGAGUGCCAAGACGACUCUUACCACUUCCUGGUGUUUACGGACGUGUUUGGAAACCGGACACACGGAGUCGUGGUGCAGUACCAUAGACACAUACAGGCGUGUCAGGAAGGACACACGUAUCAAAACGGCCACUGGACAUCUCCCAAAGGCCCCCGGCUCUACACAGCGUAUGGCAUCUGUGUCAUUUCUAAAUACCCGUACUACAACGCCCUCAGGGACUGCUUGUCAUGUCUUCUGAUCCAGCUGCGGACCUGUCGGAUGUCAGACUUUGAAGAGAGGGUGAAAGAGUUCACGGCCAAGCUGGCGCUGGUGCCCAUCCCUCCCCCUGGGCAGCUGCAUGUGGUGUUCUCCCUGCGGCCGCUGCAGAUCUUCCUGCCGUCUCGAGAGGACAAGGAGCGUCCGGCAGUGGACCUGGACCUCCAUCUGCCCUUCCUCUGCUUCAGACCUCAGCAGCUCCUGGAGAUCAUCACCAGCAUCCUGACGGAGCAGCGGGUGGUGUUUGUUUCGUCGGACUGGGCGCGGCUGACGCUGGUGGCCGAGUGCUUCAUGCGCUACAUCCACCCCCUCAGCUGGCAGCACCCCUUCGUGCCUGUGCUCUCACGCGGGAUGCUGGACUUCCUCAUGGCGCCCACCUCAUACCUCAUGGGCUGCCACGCACACCACAUAGAGGACGUGCUCGCGGAAACAGAUGACCUGAUUCUCAUCCACAUUGACGAAGGGAUCGUAACGUCCUCCAACUCUGCCGACUCCGGCCUUCCAGACCCUCCGUGGGCGGCCAGGGAGUGCUUCACCAGACGGGUGGAGGGGCUGGAGAUGCACUACGACCUGGAGGUGUGUCGGCUGGGGGCAGGUACGGACGUGAACGACCUCCGCGCCCAGAGGAGGAAGUGGCAGCAGAAGAUGAACACAGACGUCCAGAGGAUCACCCUGGAGCUCAUAGUCAACAUCUUCAGAGAUGUGCACGACCAUCUAAACUAUGAGCAUCGAGUCUUCAACAGCGAGGAGUUCCUGAAAUCCAGGGAACCAUGUGAUCAGAAAUUUUACCAAAAGGUUCUGGACACCCAUAUUUUCCACUCCUUCCUACGGGAUCGCCUGAAUCAGAAGAUGGAUGCUUUUUCUCGUCUAGAAUUAAACACAAGAUCUGAAACACACAAACAACGGACGACGCUGGAUGCCCCUCGAAGGCCCACCAUGCAGGAGAUGGCUCGUAAAUGCACUACUCCAGAGAGUCGUCUGAGCAGGAGGUUAGGCAUGAGCCUACCCAACCUGGCAGAGCAGCGCUCCCCCUCUGACAGCGUCCGCAAGACAUCCCUCAAGAAAGUCACCUUGAAUGGAGAAUCCAAGACUCCACAGAAGUCCAUAAAGACCUUCCGUCUGCCAGAGUUCCCUCCGCCGCUGUCCUACGUCUACGUCCAGAACUACUACACGGACAUGAUCAGCCAGCUGGGCAAGGCCUUAUCCUGCCUGGGGCCCGAGGACUCCUCCCUGCUCGCCCGUUACUACUACCUGCGGGGUUUCGUCAGCUACGUGGCAGGAAAGCGUCUGGAGGCCCUGAGCGACUUCCAGAACCUCCACAAGACUGACACGGACCUCUUCCCGGGCGAGCUGGUGCGGGCGCUGGUUGACUCGUUGGCGCCAGAGGAGCGGGUCACGGCAGAGAGACGACCGGAGCUGACGAGGCUCAUCAGCCGGGCCAAGAGGGACCACGAGGUGGGUGCCGACGGCGGGGAGCGGCCACGGCAAGACCCCUUUGCCACCAUCAAGAAGUUCCAGCUGCCCAAAACGCAUCUCCAGCGGGAGGACUUUGUGCGUCGCAUCCAGGAAUCGGGCAUCGUUAAGGACCUGAGCACCAUACACAGGCUGUUUGAUGCCCUCACUGUGGAGACUUGUAAGGCUGGCUUGGGUGUGGACGCUGCGGUGAAGGCUGCUUCCCAGUCUGUUUUUUACGUUGAUUCCAGCCUGGAUGGUCAGCAGAAGCAGGUGGACCCCGAGGUGUUCCGCUUCUUCUACACCAUCUGGAAGGAGACGGAGGCCGAGGCCCAGGACGUGGACCUGCCGGCCGCCGUGCUGGAGCACCUGGAGACCAACGAGUGCGUCUACAAGCUCUCGUCCUCGGUGAAGACCAGCCACGGCGUGGGCAAGAUCGCCAUGACCCAGCGCCGCCUCUUCCUGCUCACCGAGGGCCGGCCGGGAUACGUGGAGAUCACCAAGUUCAGAGACAUUGAGGAAGUGAGGCUUUCCUCAGCUCAGUUCCUGCUCCUGAGGAUCCCGUCUCUGAAGAUCAAGAGUUCCCUGAGGAAGGAGACGUUUGAGGCCAACCUCAAGUCCGAGUGUGACCUCUGGAACCUCAUGGUCAAGGAGAUGAGGGCCGGGAGAAAGAUGGCCGACGAGCACAAGGAUCCUCAGUACAUGCAGCAGGCGUUGACUAACGCUCUCCUCAUGGAUGCCGUAGUGGGCUGCCUGCAGUCCCAGAAGGCCAUCUACGCCGCCUCCAAGCUGGCUUACUUCGACCGCAUGAAGCUAGAAGUGCCCAUGAUGGUCCCUAAAACCACAGCAGAGACACUGAAACACAAGAUCAACCCGUCUCUGGACCUAACCUCUCCUCAAGCUGUGGACGUACUGCUCUACACUCCAGGGCAGCUGGGUGUGCCGGGUGCGGAGGGCGGUGGGAACCCCAAGCUGUGGUGUGCCCUAAGCGACGGCAAGGUGGUGGCCUUCGAUGCGGCCAGCUGGUCCAUGCAGCAGAACUCCGUCCAAGUGGGCUCGUCACGACUGACGUGUCUGUUGGGAGUGAAUCAGCAGCAGUUGUGGAUCGGUUCUCAGGACUCGGUCAUCUACAUCAUCAACCCUCGCAGCAUGUCCUGCAACAAACAGCUGACGGAGCACCGCAGCGAGGUCACCGGCCUGGCCCUAGAGGAACGCACUGACAAAUACAGCCAGAUGGUGGCGUACUCGUGCAGUGCUGAGGGGACGGUGAUCGUGUGGGACGUGUCAACACUGCAGGUGCGCAAACACUUCCGGCUCUCCUGCGACCGACUGCAGUCCCUGCAGGUGCACAACGGCUGGCUGUGGUGCUGCGCGAGGGACAGCAUCCUGGAGGUUCGGCGUAACGGGGCGGUGCAUCGUCGCGUGGCCCUGCCCCCCCAGUAUCCCCAGGGCAGCCCCAGGUCUGGCUCCUCCAAUCACAGCCCUCGCUCCGGCCACAGCUCCUACAGCUGCUUCCUGCUGUUUGAUCAGCUGGAGCAGCUGUGGACAGGCUGUGCGGACUCUGAUGAGCUGUGUGUGUGGCACUGCCGGGACCUGAGUAAGCCCUUCCACCGUGUCCAGCUGCAGGACUGUGCAGGCGUGCUGUGCAUGAUCAAGGUCAAGAACCAGAUCUGGGUGGGCUGCCGUGGGCGUGGUGCGGGCCAGACGAGGGGCAAGAUCUACGUGGUGGACACAGAGCGCCACCUGGUGGAGAAGGAGCUGGCGGCACACGGCGACCGCGUCCAGGCCCUCUGCUCCGCCGAGGACAGAUACGUGCUGAGCGGCGCCGCGCGCGAGGACGGCAAGAUCGCCAUCUGGAAGGUGGAGUAGAACCUGGAAUCUCAGGCUCUUCCAGAGGACCGUAGAAUUGCCACCUGGAAGGUGGAACAGAAAGUUCUGGAAAAGGCCCAAAUCUCAAGCUCUUUGAGAGGAUGGCUAGAUUUUCACGUGGAAAAAGGGCCAAAUCCUAAAUUCUGAGAAACAUCCUUCCUAGACUAACAUCUGAACAUACUGGAAAAAACAGAAAUGAGACAACACCCCAAGAUCAACGACUGGAAGAUGGAAAAGUCAAUGAAGGAUCAGUUAUGUAACAGGAAUUAAUUCCAAGAGAGAGAACUUCUAAAAAGCCUCAUCUGAGUGGUGGAUUGGCCAAAGUAUUCUGAAAAAGUUAACAAUUCCACUCUCUAAUACAGAGCAUCUCCAAGAUUGCCAUCUGAUCGAAUAUAGACAUAUAAUCCCUGUUGUUUGGGAGUGUCCCACGAUUGUCAACUGGAAGGUGGAGUAGUCAAAGAAAGAAUAUUUUGGGGAACAAAUCCAAACUCAUCUCAUCUCAUCUCAUCUCAUCUCUUCUCAAGAUGGCAAUCAUAAAGGCUGAGUAGUCGCAGAAUGUUCUACAAUAAAAGAAACAAUCCCCAAGCUCAUCCUAGAACAUCCCAAUUGUUAGCCCUAUUAGGGUGUGUCUGGUUAGAAGAAUGGAAAAAGUAGUCCAAAGAACAUUUCGGACAGAAAGGGGCCAUCACCAAUCUCGGAGCACAUCAAGAAAGUAAAAGGAACUUGGGAUGCACCUAGUGAAUACUGGUCUUAAAAAAAAAACAAAAUACAGCAAUUGCACAAACAUUGAAACUGAGACACUGUCCCAGUCAUACAAGGAAUUUAGUCAUAAGACAAAGGUGUUAUGAAGUAUCAAUGUAUGAACUUGAAUUUUAACAGUUGCUGUUUUAUACAGCUUUAUAGGGCACAGUAGGCAUAGAGUUCUCAGAAGACUGCAUUGUACAGUCCGUUAUUAAACACUUACAGGUGGAAUCUGUCCUUUGAAGGUACACUGUGCAAGAUUUUUAGUUGUUUAUUUCCAGAAUUCAUGCUACCCAUUGACUAAUGUUACCUUUUUCAUGAAUACUUACCACCACCACCAUCAAAUUCUAAGUAUUCAUUACGACUGGGAAAAUUGCACUUUUCAUACAUUAAAAGGGGGAUCUUCUCCAUGGUACGCCAUUUUGACCUUCCAGGCAGACAUUUUUAGCUGCAAAAAUGACUGUACUUGGACCAUACUAGAAAAUAUUAGUUAAUUACUUAGUAAACGUUCAUGAAAAGAUCAAAUUUGGCAAUAGGCAACCCAGUUUCAAUGAGCAGUAUAGUUUCCUGCACAGUGUACCUUUAAAAAAAAGGGCCUCAGGGUCUUCUGGCAUUGUCAUAGGAUGAAGGGACACAGGUUUUAUGAAGUACUAUAUAUUUGAAGGAAUAAUGAAGAAUAAAUGAAGGUUGAAAUGUUAUGAAGUAGGAAAAGCACAAAUGCCUGAAGAGUUCAUUAUGUUUCAGGAUGUGCACUAACAACUUCCAAGGACAAAAAGACAUUGUGUUCCUGAAAUGAGACUGAGGAUUCUGCAAAAAGGAUCCUCGGACAGGAAUGAAUCAUCUAUGUAUCUGUUUACAGUGUAAAUUGCCAUAUUGUGUAUAUUGCCAUAUUAUCAUUAAUCUUCCUGAAAUGUCUUACCCAAUUUCUUAUUUACAUGUGCUUAUUUAUUAGCUGCAAAAUGUAGUAUGCUUAUUACACAUUCCAUUAUUGUAACUAAAUGUGUACAUUUGUACUACUUUUUUAUAUGACAGAAAUUUACAUUUUGUAUUGCUCAUGUCAGUAUUAUGCCUCAAGUAACAAUAAAAUAUUUGUCUUGUAAAUAUGCUUUACAGGAUAACUCAAUGUAACUAAUGAGAAAAGCAUCUAACAACCAAAGAGGAAUAAAGUCAUAA
Molecule: messenger RNA, 6491 nt
Organism: Engraulis encrasicolus (European anchovy)
Lineage: Eukaryota; Metazoa; Chordata; Actinopteri; Clupeiformes; Engraulidae
Gene: dennd3a
Product: DENN/MADD domain containing 3a
Exons: 26
Coding region: 522-4577 (1351 amino acids)
Biological process (GO): regulation of Rab protein signal transduction
Cellular component (GO): cytoplasmic vesicle
Molecular function (GO): protein binding
Source: RefSeq, a predicted model, not a curated record